AUGGAGGAAACAAUAGAUGAAUCAACAAUCAGGAAGUUUAUUCAUAGGAUUUUCAGGAAAAGCAAUAACAUCGGGUAGGAUUUCCCCUCACCCGUUAAUGUUUGUGUUGUCCCAUAGCUCUGCAUCAAAAGCAUGCUUCUGACUGUAUACACAGGUAGCUUGUGGUUAUCUCCAUUUAAAAAAAAACGAUAUAAGCUUACACGGAACGCGUUGCUAGAAGGGGAACAUUAGAACUUGAGGAAACAAAUUAACUGGUUUCCCAAGGGACUAAAAAGGAAAACCCCACCUCAAUGAUCUUUCAUGCAAAAAAUCACCUUCCUUUAAAGAUGCAGGAUGGUUUGAGGGGUGCAUAUUAGAUCAUUAAGGUUUAAUAAUUUCCACUUUUCUUUGUAGGACACUGACAGUAAAAUCAGUUCGAGAACAAUUUUUAAAGUACACAGGAAAAGAAAAACUUGAUGCAGAGCAAAAAGAGCUCUUCAAGAAGAAUGUGCAUGACAUUUAUACUGAGUAUGCCAACAAACAGGAAGGGAAAAGUAAAGAGGAAGGUAAGAGUUUUAUCUUUUUUUGUAAGAAAGAUCAGCCCAUCUGGGUCUAGAGUGCUAAACUGUAGACAAAGCACUAAAGCCAAUUGUGAUAUGCAAAAAUUAAAAAGAGAAGUGCCUCGAUUUCAUGCAAUAAAAGGACUUUUAGAAAGUGUAGUCUACAGAUCCAAAGGUUGGUGUGUUAAACACCUAGGGAACAACCCCUUCACUCCUAAGCACACUUGCAAAUGUACUGGCCUCAGUUGUUCAAAGAGCAGAUAGCGCUAUCCACUAGAUGGUAGGAAAACUAAUAAAUUGCUUAUGUAGUGGAUAGAGGUUUAUCCAGCGGAUGGAGCUAUCCACUUUUGAACAACCAGGGCCUGUUGUAUUACAAAAUGCAAAACAUUUUGUGCUAUUUGUUCUAGGAUCAGAUGGGGAAGACUCCACUGAGACAUCAACUGUAGAUGAUGAAGAUGACACAGCAUCCUCAACAUCUACCAGCCCAGCCGAGAAGAAAAGGAGGACAGAAGUCAGUAAUAAAUCAACUUACAAUUAUUCAAAUAAGGAGGAAAUUAAUAACAAUGAUGAUUGGGAUACUAGUACAUCUAGAGAGAAGAAAAAUCUCAAAAAGAGGCAAACCAAUAAACAAAGAUCAGAAGAUGAGGACAGAGAGAAAGCCAAUGAACCUAAGAACAAAGAAUCACCCCAAAUAAAGUCUGUUGUUGUCAACAGUGAUGAGGAAAAAUCAAGCAAGAAUAAAGUGAUGACAGACAAUAAUGCACAAUUUAAUGGCAGAAAGAGAAAGUCUGUAGAAUCUAGUGAUGAAGAAGAUGAGGAGAACAAGGAACAGGAGGUUGAAGAGAAAACUGUGUUUAUGUCAAACAAAGAAGCAACACACAGAAUUGAUGAGGAGGAUGAUUAUGCAAAUUCCAGCAGCAGUGAAUCAGUUGAGGAGGAUCAGAAACAGCAGACUGGAAGAAAACCGUCCAGAAGGAUCAACCAGAACCUAGAUGAAGAUAUUGAUAGAUCCAAAAAGAAAAAACUGAAAAAGAAAUCAAAGGUGACUCAUUGACAUAGUGUAUAUUUGAACAACUAAUUAAAAGGGCUUUUGUUAUUUUCACUGUAUAUUUUAGUAAUCUAUUGUUCCUUCAAACAAUUGUUGAAGGUUAUUAUCCUUUUUUUCCUUAACAAAACAGACUAGUCCUGGUUCUGGACAAAGAAAGAAGAAAUCCUCACCGCCUUCGGAAGAUAGUGCAAAGCUGCGUAACCUGAAGAGAUACGCUAGAACUUGUGGAAUGCAUUUUAAAUAUGUUGAUAUUUUUGCUGAUUGCAAAUCCAUGUCCCAGAAGGAGAGAAAGUUAGACAAAUUGAUACGAGACAGAACUGGGUUUGAAGGUAAUGCAUUCCAAAGAUUGUUUAUGGUACCAUUAAUCCUCUAUUAAGCCCCUUUUCAAAUAAGCCCCCCCUUUUCGGGGGAAGAAAGUUAAUAAGCCCCCUUCUCUUUUAAGCACCCCUCCCCUCCCCAUUAUUAUUCUUCACAAAUAAAUUUUAUACCGUAUUAAUCAAUCAUGACUUUACAACUUCGUGUGAACUGAUCUGGGAUGGUUUAUUCACAAACUGGAACUUCGGAUUUGUUUCUGAUCCUCUGCUGCAUGGCCUCCAACUUCUUGCACUUGAGCUUUUUUCACUUUGUAUUAUAGCUCUUUAUGGAGAACUGAUACCAUUAUCUUUGCUAAAUUAAAUACGCCCCCCUCUCAAAUAAGCCCCCCAUCUCUAUGAAGCUCCCCCUCCUCAACUGUGUUUGUAAGACAGUUGAACCCUCACUAACAGCCACGUCUCUACAACAGCCACUUUUUUUUGUCCCGGCAGACUGUCCAUACAUUUACUCUUUUUUAAACCUCUCUACACACUAACGGCCACUAAAGCGUGUUCCCAACCGCAAAAAUAUCCUUGACAAUGGCCAGUUUUUUCAGUGACUGAUGAAUAAGUCAGGAAUGGUCACGAAAUUUGAUCCAUAAGGUGUGUUGAUGAUUAAUAAUUGCGGCAACGUAUUUUGAUUGUGUUCCAUUUAUACUGCUGCAUUAAGUAUAAAUUGUCUACGAUACUUGUUCAUUUUAUGAUGUCAACAUUUUGAUUCAAAACAUUAUUCAAGUUUUUUGUGUGUGUAUUUUAUCUCUCUGUAUAUUAUUUAUGAUUGGAUUAACAUUAUGGGAUACAACAAGCAAGAAGGUAGCACAAUAAACAUGUUGUACCCCCUAAGAAGAAUUUGUCAUAUGACACCCCUACCCCCCCACAAUGGCUACCUUUCCACAACGGCCACUUUCUUCUGCCCCCAAGGUGGCCAUUGUAUAGAGGUUCGACUGAAAUUAAGCCUCCCCCCCAUGGGGUAUAAUAGAGGGUUUACGAUAUUUUAUCCCACGCAAAUUUUUCACUUUAGCAACAAUUCUCUAAAGAUGUCUUAAACUGCACGAACAUCUUUUGAGUCAUGUUCAUAGAUAUGUUCUUGUGUGUUUAGGAAGGAUAACACUUCAAAUGUGUGUGAAGUACAAGAAAAAGAAAGAAGAAGAGGAUGAAGUAGCUGAGCUAGACUGUAGAAACAUUAUCACAACUGGUCAGUAUUUGCCACAGGUUUAUAUAUUUGAUGUAGUAAUCUUUUAAUAGGUUAGGUCAUGGCAUUUUUGGAAUGACUUUGCUUAUUUUGUGAACAAGCAUUUUAAGAAUUAAGUAUCAGCGGAAAAAAACGCCUUUCAGCGGAAAAGUCAUUGCCACUUAAUUAUGGUUACUAAGCUUAUAUAUUAUAAGUGACAUACCUUUAUACAAAUUGAGAAAACUUGACAGACUGUUUUUGAAUUUUAUCUUUAUUAAAUCCGUUUUAAUCUUCAGUUUCACCUCCUUUUUGUGAAUUUCUCUUGUGUUCAUCUAAAGUUUGAGGUAGCUGAUAAUUCUGUGUUUGUUUUUCCAAAGUAGCAUGAUUAUGGCGGCUCAUCAGCUGACUGGCUGUACUCCUAAAAUUUGUUACCAGAGAAGGAUUUCAAUUGCUAGUUUUUAAUGUAUAUAGCUUUAACUGAUAAGUUCUAAUUCAUCCUGUUGUUGCAUCUUCACUUACAGAUAGCAAUGGUCGCCGUCCAACAAGAAGCGCACGUACAGGUUCAGUGAACCAGCCAUCCGCCAGCGCUACCAACAUAAACACAGAAGCCGGCCCAAGUGUAUUCAGUCGUCUUAAGGGCGUAGUGGACAGUGAUGAAAGUGAAAGUGAUUCCGCAAAUGAAAAGAAAUCAGAAAAACAAACACAACAUGAUUUUGAUGUCAGGGAGGAGGACAUUAAUGAAAAUAAAAAGAAAAGGCGAAGGGUAAACAGCAGUUCAGACGAAGAUGAUGACUAGGGACUUGUCUCAGUGCUUUAUGCCGCGUAUAAGUUGUACCAAGCCAGAACAGUUUUUAGUUGAUUGUGGUAGACCUAAUAUCAGAGUCUCUAUCAACUUCGACCAUUUUAAGUCAAAGCAGCUCAAAGUCAUUUACUGUNUCGACUGAAAUUAAGCCUCCCCCCCAUGGGGUAUAAUAGAGGGUUUACGAUAUUUUAUCCCACGCAAAUUUUUCACUUUAGCAACAAUUCUCUAAAGAUGUCUUAAACUGCACGAACAUCUUUUGAGUCAUGUUCAUAGAUAUGUUCUUGUGUGUUUAGGAAGGAUAACACUUCAAAUGUGUGUGAAGUACAAGAAAAAGAAAGAAGAAGAGGAUGAAGUAGCUGAGCUAGACUGUAGAAACAUUAUCACAACUGGUCAGUAUUUGCCACAGGUUUAUAUAUUUGAUGUAGUAAUCUUUUAAUAGGUUAGGUCAUGGCAUUUUUGGAAUGACUUUGCUUAUUUUGUGAACAAGCAUUUUAAGAAUUAAGUAUCAGCGGAAAAAAACGCCUUUCAGCGGAAAAGUCAUUGCCACUUAAUUAUGGUUACUAAGCUUAUAUAUUAUAAGUGACAUACCUUUAUACAAAUUGAGAAAACUUGACAGACUGUUUUUGAAUUUUAUCUUUAUUAAAUCCGUUUUAAUGUUCAGUUUCACCUCCUUUUUGUGAAUUUCUCUUGUGUUCAUCUAAAGUUUGAGGUAGCUGAUAAUUCUGUGUUUGUUUUUCCAAAGUAGCAUGAUUAUGGCGGCUCAUCAGCUGACUGGCUGUACUCCUAAAAUUUGUUACCAGAGAAGGAUUUCAAUUGCUAGUUUUUAAUGUAUAUAGCUUUAACUGAUAAGUUCUAAUUCAUCCUGUUGUUGCAUCUUCACUUACAGAUAGCAAUGGUCGCCGUCCAACAAGAAGCGCACGUACAGGUUCAGUGAACCAGCCAUCCGCCAGCGCUACCAACAUAAACACAGAAGCCGGCCCAAGUGUAUUCAGUCGUCUUAAGGGCAUAGUGGACAGUGAUGAAAGUGAAAGUGAUUCCGCAAAUGAAAAGAAAUCAGAAAAACAAACACAACAUGAUUUUGAUGUCAGGGAGGAGGACAUUAAUGAAAAUAAAAAGAAAAGGCGAAGGGUAAACAGCAGUUCAGACGAAGAUGAUGACUAG
This is a messenger RNA of Porites evermanni, 5071 nucleotides long. The record is from the annotation of a GenBank genome assembly. Lineage: Eukaryota; Metazoa; Cnidaria; Anthozoa; Scleractinia; Poritidae.